AUGCAGCGCCUAUUAAGCGGCUCGAGUCUUUCACGCCAUGCAAUAUCAUCACAUCGCAUGAUGUAUUCAGUCGCUGUGUCUCAACGAAGUUUCUCAGCCGGCCGAGCUCAGCGACCGUCCGCCAAGUCUGGCCACCGUUCCCUGGCGUUCUGGCUAUUGACCGGUGCUUCUGCUGCAGGUUCGUGCUACUUGAUCGGUGCAAAAUACCCUCCGCGGUCAAUCCCGUUUCUUUUUACACCAUAUUCGACCAAGGCAGGUCAGAUGUCGGAGCAAGAAACUGAGGCGUACUGCUCAGAGAUUGAGCGAGCCAUGCACAAUCUGUCUGCCGUGCGCGAGCACAUUUCCCGCUCCUACGAAAUGCCAUCGGCCACUAACGUGCGCGAAAAGUAUGGUAUCAAGUACCAUACUCCGUUCGCGGAGAAAGAAGAGGCAGACUACGUUAUCACGCGUCCUUUUGUCGACGCACCCCCGGAGAGUCUUGAAGCUCAGCUUACUGCUGGUAGCUUGCGUGGUCCGCAUAUGUUCGCUAGUUUUCCCAUGGUUUUCUCCAAAACUAAACAGGGUGUAAAGAGCGGUGGUGGGACUGAAGGCGACGGUAUGGUGGUCGUUCAUCUCGGCAAGAACCUGUGUGGCUACAAGGGCGUGAUUCAUGGGGGUCUCAUUGCUACGUUGUUUGAUGAAGCGCUUGCUAGGUCUGCAUUCUACAGUUUGCCACACCAUGUAGGUGUGACCGGUAAAUUGGAGCUUCGCUACCGCAAGCCUGUUGCUGCUGAUCGGUUUUACUUGAUUGAAACGGAAGUGGUCGAAACUGUCGGUCGCAAGUGUUUCGUUGCUGGAUUCUUGCUCGAUCCAAAGAAUCGUGACGUGCUUGCUGAGGCCAAUGGCGUGUUCAUCGAGCCACGCUGGGCCAAGUACGCUUCUUGGGUCGGGAGCGUUGAUAUGCGCAAGCACCUUGACAAGUAG
This is a messenger RNA of Malassezia restricta, 963 nucleotides long. RefSeq names its product thioesterase. The record is from RefSeq and is a predicted model, not a curated record. The transcript has a single exon. Lineage: Eukaryota; Fungi; Basidiomycota; Malasseziomycetes; Malasseziales; Malasseziaceae. The coding region runs from base 1 to 963 and encodes 320 amino acids.